Chelonoidis abingdonii (Abingdon island giant tortoise) is the source of this 2363-nucleotide messenger RNA. NCBI's taxonomy places the organism in Eukaryota, Metazoa, Chordata, Testudines, Testudinidae. The record is from RefSeq and is a predicted model, not a curated record.
GUCAAGGUCCGUGCGAGGGUUACGACAUUGCAUCGCCCUCCAGCAGGACAGUCUGUGAGGCUGUUGGAGAAGCUGCACCUGCAGGUGGACCAAGCCCAGUGCAGGAUGAGGCUCUGGCUGCUGGUGGGUUUAGCGGCUGCGCUCACCCUUGUGGCGGUGGCCGGGGCCGACCUGGGGGACUUGACGGAGGUGGAAGAUGCGGUAGGAGAGACAGAGCCAGGUGAACCAGCGAGAGCCAGGAGACAAGUGGAGAAACAGCAGCAACCCAGACGCAGACCCAGGCCUGAACCUACCUGGAGACCAGGCGUCCUGAGUCUUCUAAGGCCUGCCAAGGUGGAGGUCCAGGAUUCAGAAGUGAGAACCAGGAGGGAAGUUGAAAGAUAUCCACAGCGGCGACCUAGACCCAGAUCGAAUUCUCCAAGGCACUCAUUUUACAACUACGGCUAUAUGACUCUUCUUUCUUCCUCUGCCAACAUGAGCCUCCAGGAGGAAGAUGUGCUCCGUCCGUGCUGCUUGCUGACAGCAGAGCCCGAUGCAGCGCGAAUGAAGCCCAGUACCAGCUCUCUCCUUGCCCAGGGGCCUGCACCACAAGGGCGAGGCAGGAGGGCGGCUGAAGGAACUGAGCCACGCACACUAAAACCCAAGCGACCCAGGCUGCCCUGCUCGGGUUGCUACAGCCCUUUAGUGUCCCCCAAGGACAACCACCAGCAAGAGAGAGUUAAGAGGGAAGGCCAGAAACCACAGCAAGACAGACCCACAAGGAAGCCCAUUUGGAGACCCGGCUCUGGGUCCAUCAUAGGCUUGCGCCCCCAUGAGGAAGUCCAAAACAAGCUUCCCGCCCCCAAGCUCCCCUGUCCCGACUGCCAUGGAUCUGUAGUCACCAGCCAGGAGGGGCGCUCUGCUGAGGGGGUCCUGAGCCCCAGGACCAGGAGAGAAGACGAAAGGCCCACGGUGGCGAAGCGCAAAGCCAAGCAGAGAGCAAGAGAUGGACUGUACUGUGCUGGCUGCUAUUCCGGCCUCACGCUGCGGAGCCAGACACCCCCCUUGAGAGAGGCGGCGGAUGGAGGUUCAAGCGGAGAUUAGCUACUGCACCCACCUGAGGCGGAGUCCUUCCAGGCCUCACCUCCCUUGUGUAGCUAGGCAGCAGCCCAGGCUGGAGUCUGGUAGCCACCCCUCCCCUCCACGCCCCUGAGAUCAGUUACACGGAAUCUGGAUCCCAACCCCCCCGUCCCCCUCCAGCCAGUACAAACGCCCCUUGCUUCUCCUGCUGUAGGGCUGGGAUGGAUCCAAGGCCCCUUUCUCUGCAUCCUGCAAACCCACAACCCCACCCGCCCCUGCCUCGUUCCCUGUAACAGCACAGACAAGGGGAGUGCGGCCGCCUGGGGACCAGAACGGCCUGUCCCGUGGUGCCCUCUGGCCUCCCAAGCCGCUGUGCAGAGGCAGAUAGAUAGAAAGGAAAUUAAAGCUCCGUAUAAAGGGCUGAACUCACAGGGGUGUACAUGGGUCCAGCUCUGCUGCGCCGAGUGGAACUGCACCCGUUUAUACCUGCGGGGAACGUGAGCUAAGAGUGCAAAUAAACACAAAUACACUCGCUCUGUGUGACCUGCUCCUGUUGGCAGGGCUGGGCCGUGAGCCAGGGCCGCACGACUCUGCCCAGGGCUUCGCCGGCUCCUUUUCUCCAGCUCAUUUACUCCUGCUGUCGUCUGCUGAGGAGAGGGGGCCAGAGAGCCCCGUGGUGCAUGAGCCAAUGGGGGAGGGGUCACAUAGCAGCUUUAAUUUACAGAUACAGGCUGUGGAGACCACAGCUCCCAGCAUGCAAUACUCCUCCUCAAGCUGCAUGGCCUAGCUGAGCACCCUCACACUCAGCACGACCGUUCUGGUGGCCCCACAGCCCCAUACAGGGUGGGAGAUUUGGUUUCAGCUUGUGAUGCUGUAUCAGAGACCCACCAUGACAGCUGGCUCUAGGGCCUGGCUGUGCCGUGGGGACCCUCUGCUCUGACGAUGGCUCUGUAGUCAGGGCUGAGGCAUGCUGUUAUCUGGUGCGGAGGGGGGUGAUUUGCAAUGUCACUGCCAGUGCAGCACCUAUUCUUUGCGUAAAGAGAGGAAUUUAAUUAGCUCUUUAAUGAGCUGAAAAUCCGAAAGGCCUCCUGCGAAAAGUGGAAACAUGGACAAAUUGCAAAGGAGGAGCACAAAAGAACAGUGCAAGCACAUAGAGACAGAAUCAGAAAAGCAAAGGCACAAAAUGUGAGUUACACUAGCAGGGGAGAUGAAAGGAACUCGAAGUGGUUCUAUAGGUACAUUCACAGCAAGAGAAAGAGAAAGGAAAGUUUAGACGCACGGCUUAGUGGGGAGGGAGAGCUGGU